Molecule: messenger RNA, 1412 nt
Organism: Stylophora pistillata
Lineage: Eukaryota; Metazoa; Cnidaria; Anthozoa; Scleractinia; Pocilloporidae
Product: dehydrogenase/reductase SDR family member 6
Molecular function (GO): oxidoreductase activity
Source: RefSeq, a predicted model, not a curated record
GUCACGCAAACCCAGAAGCUCAAAAUGCCCGACGGUCGUUUGCAAGGCAAAGAAAUCAUUGUCACCGCAGCAGCGCAAGGAAUCGGUCGUGCAGUUGCCGAAGAAUUUGCUAAGGAGGGUGCUAAUGUUUUAGCCACCGAUAUUAACGGCGAAAAACUCGCCGAACUCAAUGCUGUCAAAGGAGUAAGAACCAAGAUCUUAGACGUGACCAACUACGACGCGAUUAAAGAACUGGUCACAGAUUUCUCCAAGUUAGACGUGCUCUUUAACUGCGCUGGGUAUGUUCAUAAUGGAUCGAUCUUGGACUGCGAGGAGAAAGACUGGGACCUCUCCUUUGAUAUAAACGUGAAGAGCAUGUAUCGAUUGACUCGGCAGUUUCUCCCCAUCAUGCUCGCAAAUGGUGGAGGGGUGAUUAUCAACAUGGCUUCUGUAGCUUCGAGCAUUAAGGGAGUUCCGAAUCGUUUUGUGUACAGCACUACAAAGGGUGCGGUCAUCGCCUUCACUAAAGCACUUGCGGCUGAUUUCACCGCACAGGGAAUUCGCACCCAUGCCAUUUGCCCGGCCACAGUGGAUACUCCUUCACUGCGACAACGAAUCAACAGUGCCCCAGACCCUGAAGAAGCCAUGAAGAAUUUCCUGGCUCGGCAGAAACAGGGAAGGUUGGGAAGACCUGACGAAAUCGCAAAACUGUCUGUUUUCCUUGCUUCAGAUGAGGCACCUUACAUGACUGGCUGUGAGCAUAUCAUCGAUGGAGGGUGGAUGCUUGGCUAAGUGUCUGUUUUGUUAGGAGGGAGGGGAGGGGUGGGUUUAACUUGUUGGCUCCAAAUUUUGAUCAUCUCCAAAUCUCAUCAAUUUUUCUGUCAUGUGAUUUUGUUCAAACUGUUGAUGACACAAACUCUAGUUUACAUUCUUGCUUUAGACUAUCAGCAUUAUCAAGUAGCAUAGCUUAUUUAGUUAAUGAUUAAUGCAUUGCUAUCAGAUAACUCUCAAAGUCAGUGAAAGAUUCACUUUAUGUUUGGCAUUCCUGUUUAGCUCUAAUAUCUUAACACUGUUUCAGAAGUUUAUUGAUAUCAAGAAAGGGGGAGGGAACGGUAACAUUAGAUCAUUUAAAUUUUAUUAUUGCUUUAGCCCUUCUGAAACAAGGAGCUCUCCCCUAAAUUCACCAAUUUAUGUUUGCUAAGGAAACAGUAUUAAAAUACAUAAUGAGAUUUUUCCUUCUGAUUUUGGGGGCUUUAAUCAAUGCCUUUGAAGGGAGUAUAAUUUGUAAUGAAAUUAAUUUCAUUUAUUUGGUAAACUGGCUAUUUUAACAGAGACUAGAAAAAUGUUUUUUAUUUUAGUAAUUUUAUUCAAACUCUUUCUUGGUCCUAAGGACUUAAGCAUUGAAAUAAAUCAGAUGCUCUUCACUUUGAAAA